AAAUAAACAUGUGAGAGAGGGGAGGUGGGUUGAAAAACAGCAGCGCCCUGGGAGCGAAAUAGCCCCUAAGAAGUUGCAAACCUCUUUGGUGGAGGGAAGAAUCAGACCUUAAGGUGGUCCUGGUGGAGGCAAGCUAAGCCUUUAGAAUAUGGCUAACAGGGCUCCAUGAAGGAGAUCCCUGGACAGAGGUUCACAACCAGUAAGGAUUUUGAUUUCAAAGAGCCAGUGGGAAGGGAUUCCUUCGCCUGGACGGCCUGUUCCAUGCUCAUCUCCCAUCAGCACAGCAAAACAGACGCACCAGGCUCUGCCGGCCAGAGAGAUUUUGUGGAGUAGGAGGCAUCGUGAUUCUGCUUCCAAGCGGUGGGGCUUGAACACAGGGACCUGUCUUUGCACCUUUGGGAGUAUGUCAACAUUGCUGCAAGCUGCAGAUGGGGCCACCGAUGGGAUACCACCGAGAGCUCUGGCAGGGACACCCAGCACAGAGAGUGGAGGAGAGAAUGGUGAGGUUUCUCAGUGCAAAUCUUCAGAUUCCAGUGGCGAGGAGGAGGCCAACGUGGGGAAGAAGAAGCCACGUAGGCAGAGGACUCAUUUCACCAGCCAGCAGCUCCAGGAGCUGGAGGCCACUUUUCAGCGGAAUCGCUACCCAGACAUGACCACCAGGGAGGAGAUUGCAGGCUGGACCAAUCUGACGGAGCCCAGGAUUAGGGUUUGGUUUAAGAAUCGCAGAGCCAAGUGGCGGAAAAAGGAGCGUCAUCAGCAGACAGAGCUCUGUAAAGGGGCGUUCAGCUCCCAGCUCAACGUCUUGACAAGGAACCCGUAUGAGGACCUUUACCCGACCUACGCCUACAGUACCUGGGCUCCCAAGGGGCUGCAUGCCAACCCCAUCCAUAGCAAAGGGUUCCAGCUCUUCAACUCCGUGAACAUCAAUUCCUUUCCACCCCAAGGUGUGUUCCCAGCAGCUUCAGCAGCCUCCACAUCUGGUGUCCCAUCUCUGGAAACCUUCAACAGCCUGGCAAGCCCUCCUGGGCCUCCCAGUUCACCGUAUGGACCGAGUGCCUCACAAUACUUGUACAGAGACCCCUGCAACUCAAGCCUGGCUGGUUUGAAACUCAGAGCAAAGCAGCCACAGGCCCCCCUCAACUAUGGAUCUCCUCAAAAUCCAGCCUUGGGCCCCAGCUCCAGCCACUACAAUUUGGACAGGCCAGUGUGAUGUUGGGGCCCAAAAGAAGGACUUGUGUUUCCUUAAAGCUCUUACUGGUAGUGGUUUCCGGGAAGGGUUUGCCUCCAUAGUUUCUCUGCAAGGGGUGAAUAUAAUUCACCAGCCCUAGAAAGAUGAGCACGUCUGGCCUCUUCAAUCUGGAUAUUGCCAGAUAACCUUUUUUCAUAAGACUUUUCACACCUUUCAUGGAGACAGUGCCUUCUCUGAAACUCCUGAUCCUGAAGGCUACAAACUGCCAAUGUCAUUCUGAUUUAAUCUGAACCAAGUUGUGUCAGAUGCCCAAUGUGUUUUUAUUUCUUUAGUAGGGGGCCAGAGAAGGUGAAUGGCAGGACUUUGGUCAGGCAUAUAGUACUGUUAAAGGGGGGGGGAGUUCAUCUGUUUUGACCAAAAGUAGAACCCCAAAUGAGGAAUGGUGAGGGAACAGAGGAAAAGCAAAUCUGAGAAAGCCAGUAGGAUACUUGGGGUUGUGUUG
Molecule: messenger RNA, 1691 nt
Organism: Lacerta agilis (Sand lizard)
Lineage: Eukaryota; Metazoa; Chordata; Lepidosauria; Squamata; Lacertidae
Product: pituitary homeobox 2-like
Exons: 3
Coding region: 404-1210 (268 amino acids)
Biological process (GO): anatomical structure morphogenesis; regulation of transcription by RNA polymerase II
Cellular component (GO): nucleus
Molecular function (GO): RNA polymerase II cis-regulatory region sequence-specific DNA binding; DNA-binding transcription factor activity, RNA polymerase II-specific
Source: RefSeq, a predicted model, not a curated record